This is a messenger RNA of Andrographis paniculata, 2066 nucleotides long. Its product is annotated as protein NUCLEAR FUSION DEFECTIVE 4. Gene Ontology annotation, cellular component: membrane. Lineage: Eukaryota; Viridiplantae; Streptophyta; Magnoliopsida; Lamiales; Acanthaceae. The coding region runs from base 95 to 1885 and encodes 596 amino acids. Gene Ontology annotation, molecular function: transmembrane transporter activity. The transcript has a single exon. The record is from RefSeq and is a predicted model, not a curated record. Gene Ontology annotation, biological process: transmembrane transport.
UAUACAAACUUCAUAAAUCGCCAAAAAUAAAAUUCAAAGAAAAAAAAAAAAAAAAAAACACAAAUAAAAAAACACUCACACCGCAACUGCAGAAAUGGUCGCCGUCACCGGCGGCGGCGGCGGCGCCGCCAGUAAAUCAUUCGCCGUCCAGGUCAUCACCGGGCGGUGGUUCAUGGUGUUCGCCACCACUCUGAUCAUGUCCGCCGCCGGCGCGACGUACAUGUUCGGCCUCUACUCGUCGACGAUCAAAAAGUCCCUCGGCUACGACCAGACGACUCUGAAUCUGCUCAGCUUCUUCAAAGACCUCGGCUCCAACGUCGGAAUCCUCUCCGGCCUCAUCAACGAGAUCACGCCGCCGUGGGUGGUGCUCGUCAUCGGCGCCGUCCUCAACUUCUUCGGCUACCUCAUGAUCUGGCUCGCCGUCUCCCGGAAAAUCUCCCGGCCGGCGGUCUGGCACAUGUGCGCCUACAUCUGCGUCGGCGCGAACUCGCAGUCCUUCGCCAACACCGGCGCGCUCGUCACCGCCGUCAAGAACUUCCCGGAGAGCCGCGGCGCCGUCCUCGGCUUGCUCAAAGGCUUCGUCGGCCUCAGCGGCGCCAUCAUCACGCAGGUCUACAACGCCGUCUAUGGCGACAAUCCGAAAGCUCUGAUUCUUCUGAUCGGGUGGAUGCCGGCGGUCAUCUCCAUCGUCUUCCUCCGCACGAUUCGGAUCAUCAGAGUCGUCCGAAUCGAACACGAACUCAAAGUCUUCUACCGAUUCCUCUACAUCUCCCUCGGAUUGGCCGGAUUUUUAAUGGCGGUCAUCGUUUUACAGAAGCAGCUCAGCUUCACCAGAGCUGAAUACGCCGUCGCCGCCGCGACUGUCGUCCUCCUCCUCUUCGCUCCGGUCGCCGUCGUCGUCCACGAAGAACUCGUAAUUAGUAAGAAGAAAAAACACGAACUGCACAGCACCGAACCGCAGAGAAUGAGCGUUGUUAUAACUGAAAAGCCAGAAACGGUUACACUUACAACCGCCGCACAGUUACAACAGCAACAACCGUCGCCGGAAAAGGAAGAACUCUCCUGCUGGAGCUUACAGAGCAUUUUCCGGCCGCCGGAGAGGGGCGAAGACUACACAAUUCUACAAGCGCUCUUCAGCGUCGACAUGUUGAUCCUCUUCUUCGCGACGAUUUGCGGCGUUGGAGGAACGCUGACGGCGAUCGACAAUUUGGGGCAAAUCGGAUCGUCGUUAGGUUAUCCGGCGAAGAGCAUCAGCACGUUCGUCUCUCUGGUAAGCAUCUGGAACUAUCUCGGCCGCGUCGUCGCCGGAUUUCUGUCGGAGCACGUUUUACAGAAGUACAAAUUCCCCCGUCCGAUGAUGCUAACCCUAACGCUCGUCGUCUCCUGCGUCGGCCAUGUUCUGAUCGCCUUCGGCGUCGAGAACGGCCUCUACGUGGCCUCCGUCGUCAUCGGAUUCUGCUUCGGCGCGCAGUGGCCAUUGCUGUUCGCCAUUAUAUCGGAGCUUUUCGGCCUGAAGUAUUACUCGACGCUUUACAAUUUCGGGGCGGUGGCGAGUCCGGUGGGACUGUACGUACUGAACGUGAGGGUCACCGGACAUUUGUACGACAGGGAGGCGGAGAGGCAGCUCAGAGCGGCGGGGAAGACGAGGAUUCACGGCGAGGAGCUCGAUUGCGGCGGCGUCGAGUGUUUCCGGACGGCGUUUCUGAUAAUCACCGCCGUGACGGCGUUCGGGGCGAUUGUUUCGAUGCUGCUGGUGCUGAGAACGAGGAAGUUUUAUAAAAGUGAUAUAUACAGGAGAUUUAGGCAGGAGGCCGAGAUGGCGACGGUCGGCGCCACCGCAGCCGGCGGCGGCGAGGGAAACGGCCAUGCGCAGAGCUCGAAGUGAAUAGUUUAAAGAGAUAGACAGAAGAUAUUAUUAACUUAUUAUUGUUGUUAUUAAUUAGUAGCGUAAAGAUGAGGAAAGGGGUAAAAUGGUAAAUUCGCAAUGGAAGGGUUUCGUAUUGUAAUUUCAGCUGGAAUUGUUCCCGCUUGGUUUGUUAAUGAAAUUUUGUUGUUGGUGGGCCCCU